Molecule: messenger RNA, 6597 nt
Organism: Doryrhamphus excisus (bluestripe pipefish)
Lineage: Eukaryota; Metazoa; Chordata; Actinopteri; Syngnathiformes; Syngnathidae
Source: RefSeq, a predicted model, not a curated record
GUGGCGUGUUAAAAGAACCGACGAUUUAUAUGUUGAAGCUAAAAUGCUAGGCCAUAGUCGUACCUCCGUUGGACAUUCAUCGACUACUGUUUGUAAAACUAAUAGACGUGAUUGUUGAAACUCUUUAUUGAAAAUGCUUGAGAAUAUAUUACAUGCUAUUGCUUCAUUUUUUGAAGUUUUCAACGCUGUUGCAGGCAUGUGUUUGGCCAGCUAUAUGGGGCGGGUUGAGCGUGAACCAGGAAGUGCGGGGAUGUCGUGUGUGCGCGCGCUGUUCUCUCGUUGCUGGGUAGUCGAAAAACAAAGUUGAUCGGAAGCAGCAGGCAUCCGUCUUUCUUUCUCUGACGAAGUCAGUCCGCCCCUUACCACGGUUUGGGGCUGAAAAUACUGACAGUUAACACCGCCACGACCGCGAAGAAGUGCCGAAGUAAACGGUUUGUCUUGCAACAGCAUCGUAUUCAUUGGCGCCAAUUUAAUUCGGUAUCGAGUCGGCGUUCCAACACCCUGACGGAGAACACCGGAGUUGCCAUCUAACUCUGACGCCGCACAAGCAAUGCUACAAGAUGAAAAGCCGCUUGUCGCUUAACAGCCCGUGGGAUCCCUCUGCAUCCAUCUCAACAUGAGCUCCAAAUCGUCAUCUGAUGCCAUAGGUUCUCCAGUGGACAGUUUCACCUAUUGCACGCACAAGACGGCAUUUUCUGGAUCUUCAACCUUUUGCGUCCCUCAGCAGUCUGUCGGCCCCCGGGGAAGGACUCAUGUAAUCGUGUUGGCAGACCAUCAACAACAUGGCGUAGGCGUUCUUCACAGCUAAACCAAAUCAGGAGCGAUCGGCACUUCUCCGCUGCAGGCGACGCGCUGAUAGAGAGGAACCAGCGCUGACACUCUUCCUCUGCACCGGUUGGACCCAGCCAGCUCUGCAACUAGCCGAUGGAGAGGUGCAGCCAGAUGAGCGAAGCCAUCCACAAACCUCCGAUAGUAGCUGACAAAGCCAAUGGAAGGACCUCAAUUCUGAGACAUUCCCUCUUGCUGCAACCGACUCAGCACCUCUUCCAGACGCUUCCGGUGCUCAUCUACAGUUGAAGAAAACACGAUUAUAUCAUCCAAAUAGAGCAACAAUGAUUGUCUAUGUUGAGCUCCAAACAUGCGCUCCAUGAGCCUCUGAAAAGUUCCUGGCGCAUUACACAGUCCAAAGGGCAUCCUAUUGCAUUCAAAGAGGCCGAAAGGAGUGCAAAAGGCCGUUUUUGCUUGUCACACUCCAUUACUGGAACCUGGUUAUAGCUGCAUGCCAAGUCCAUGGUGGUGAACCAACGAGCUCCCGACAAGGAAUCCAAUGACUCCUCUUUAUGAGGCAAGGGAAAAGCGUCCUUCCUGGUUCUCUUAUUUAGUUGGCGGUAAUAAAUACAGAGGCAACAAACUAGUCACGCAAUAAUACAGCUGAAUUAGGCAUUCUAUAAGGAGAAUUGGCAGCGACCUUAUCCAUUAAGCAGAACAGUGCAUGUGAAAAUUCUUGUAAUGUUUUCACCUUCCUGUUGGCGGCGAGAAAAGUCUUCUUGAAGAGACACAUACGGCUUUUGACACCCAUACAAUUCUUUUAAAAUGCCAAACACACAUUCAGGGUUUUCACGGUCUGCACUAGGCCUGUAUCUACUUUCAUCACGAGCUUCACCCUCUAAAUCAGGGGUGCUCAUUAGGUCGAUCGCGAUCUACCGGUCGAUCGCGGAGGUGGUACUGGUCGAUCGCGGCGUGACAUUAAAAAAAUAUCAUCCUAGCAUCAAUGUCACUUGAUUGAUAUACAGGGCAGCCAUUCAGAUGACAACUGAAUGUUGCCCUUCGGGCGACCAAUCAAAUCAAACAACGUCUCUAAGUGCAGCAGAACUUACGAUGUCAGCCUAUCAUCCAUCCCCGUUACUUGAUUGACAUACAGGACAACCAGUCAGAUGACAACUGAAUUUUGACCUUUAGGUCACCGCUCAUGCGUAAACAACGAUGCAAAGUGCUAAGCUAGUCGGCGAAUUGCGUCAGAUUUUAAGCCCUCGCUAAAGUUUAUGGUCACUAAAAUGAGUGAAGUAGCUGGACCAAGUAAAAAGGCAAAAACAUAUCACUUCCAUACGGAAUGGGAGGUGGACUUUUUUUUCACAAUGUCUUUUUCGAAGUGCGUUUGCCUGGCUAACCUGGCUAUCAGCAGCUACUGUCCGGACUAUGCAUCCCUGGCUGAUUCAAUUCAGUGCAAGUCAUCAAAGUAAACUCAGGUAAUUACAAAAAAUGUUAAUAGUUAAUUAUGUGUGUUUUGCAAUAUUGGCUCAUUUGGUUAUGUAAGGUACAUCAACAUACAUUGUACGUACAAAUAAUCCUCAAUACAUUUGAAAAUAAAUAGAUGUUUUGCAUUUUUGUAGUGGGUAGAUCAUUUUGACUCGGUCAUUUUAAAAGUAGCUCGCAUGCUGAAAAAGUGUGAGCACCCCUGAACCAAUGGAUGCGACCCUAGUGAGGAAAAGCGGUAUAAAAAAUGGAUAGGUGCUAGCAAAGCCAUCUUUUACCAUAAUACCUUGGACACAGCCAGCAGGUCUGGUGGCACUGGGGAAAGUCGCUGCAUUACCAAGACUGGUAUUGCUAUUUUAUUUAUUGAUAUUACAUUUUCUCUGUGAUAUAAAUCAAUUUCAGGUUUACAUACAUAUAUCACAGCCCGGUCCUGAUUGGAUGUUAAUAGAUUCAUCCAAUGAGGCAGAUUCAAAGGGAAAGUAUGUUGUCCUGCUGGAAAUGUAAAAAAAAACGAUCAUAUUAAUUGGAUACAUUAUUAUACGUUAUACAUUAUUGGAGAUAAUUGGGGUUGUCUUCUAAGAAGGGAUAUAGUACAUAAUUGGAGAUAAUUAGGGUUGUCUUCUAAGAAGGGUUAUAGUACAUUAUUGGAGAUAAAAACAGGGUUGUCUUCUAAGAAGGGUUAUAGUACAUUAUUGGAGAUAAAAACAGGGUUGUCUUCUAAGAAGGGUUAUAGUACAUUAUUGGAGAUAAAAACAGGGUUGUCUUCUAAGAAGGGUUAUAGUACAUUAUUGGAGAUAAACAAGGUUGUCUUCUGUCUUGAUGGUGAAACCUGUCAUGACCAGUGGCUCUGCUGUCACCUUUUGGCCUCUUUUUGAAGUGCGCCUCUGGCUGGCAGGAGGCAGUCCGUUCACUUGCUGCCAUCCUACACAUGGUCGCCAGAUUGUACUACGUGCCUUCCUCGUCCUCCACUGCCUCCACUUCCUCGGCAACGUGUUAGCCCUUUGUGUCCUAGCGUUCUGGCCCCGUUGCCCUGCCUUCUCCUUGUUUGUGUUUCGUCCCCCCGGAUCCCCUGCAUUGCAAUGCAUUGCAAUACCCCCUGUACUUAUUGUAUUGACCCACGACGUCCAUACGCCCAUGCUCUUCGUUAACCUCAGCCUUCUUUCUUUUGGCUUCCACCAGUGCUCCCAGCUCUCAUUUUUCAGAAUGAUUGGCUGCAUAUCUGACUGAGCUGAGUAUCGAUGGACACCACUGCAACCUAUAAAAGCUCCUUGGAAGUCAUUUUCAGUCGACGUGUGUCUUAUGCUGUUUUAAAGGACUGAUGAAUGCGACACACGUGUACACUUAGAUCAUCAAACCAUCAAACAGGAUUAUGGUGUCAAACUGGCUUGAGCCCGCGAAAGCCUGGAAAAAAUAUACGUCAUUAAAGACUUCAUCAUUCUUGCUAAAUCUAUUUGUCCUUUCCAGUUUGGUUCUAAAAGUUGUUUUGUGCCAUUUCCUCGUCUAUUCUUCUCAACUUUAAAAUUAUGCAACUACUUUCCCAGGCAUUUUUUGUUAGUAAAAAUCAAAACUUGAAUGUUAUGUAGUGUAAUAAUUGUAAUAAUAAUUGUAACUUGAUGACGCAGUGUCAGCAGACGUGUCAAAUCUGAAGAGCCGAAGUGAAACUGAAACGCUUUGAAAACAGGAGCCGUUCGGAAGCUGAAGCUUGACUGAAACACUGUGGAAAUACAUAUGCUAAAACGUAGAAAGCUGUAGUUUCAGCUCAAAUCGGGUAUUGAACCAACCAGGUUACCCCUAACCUGUAGGGCACCAAGGAUGUGUCAUGUCGAUGUAGACGUACUACAAGUACUAGUAGUACAUCUACGUACGUGUCGAUGUAGCACUGUAUGUGUCUACGUACGUGUCGAUGUAGUAGACGUCCACGUACGUGUUGAUGUAGUAUGGGCCCACAUAGGUGUCGAUGUAGUACUGUAUGUGUCCACCUAGGUGUUGAUGUAGUACUGUAUGUGUCCACGUAGUAUGGGUCUACGUACAUGUCGAUGUAGAAUGCGUCUAUGUACAUGUCGAUGUAGCACUGUAUGCGUCUACGUACGUAUCAAUGUAGUACAGUUUGUAUCAACGCAGGUGUCGAUGUAGUACUGUAUGUGUCCACGUACGUGUCGAUGUAGAAUGCGUCUACUACUUAUGUGUCGAUGUAGUACUGUAUGUGUCCACGUAUGUGUCGAUGUAAUAUGCGUGAAUGUAUGAUUUCGUCUUUGCAAAAAAAGAAAAGCUGAGAUGCUUGGCUGGCUUGAGCAGGGAACCUUUUGAUGACUUUGAGUGCUGCAACCUAGCGAGAGCCCCAUUCAAGCAUGCAGGCUGCCAAGUCUUUUGUGGAGCCCAUCAAACAUCAAAGGAAUCCUUUAUAUCAAAUGUUACCUCAUCGAACAAUCCUAAGUCUUUGGUAUUGUAGUGUGUAAAAUAAGAUGAGUGAAGUCUGAAAGCAGUGCUGCAGGGAUUCUGGAGGGCUUUCUGUUUUGACCUAUUUUGGAAGGGAGCUCUGCAGCACAACAGUGAAAGGGAAUGUGAGAACUCAACAAGUAAAACCACACCCCUUCCUAAGGCUAUUAUUAUUCAACAUAUUCGGCAUACAUAAAAAUAUAACAAAAAUCUAUAUUGUAUAAUUAUUCAAAGAAAAAGUAUUUAUCAUAUUCUGGAAGAGGGACUGUGAAGUGUAUCUGAUUCACCACUGAGUUGUGGUGUUGAUGGUGAAGAAAUGUGAAUGGAAGCCAGUUUAAGAGUGGUGUGCAUACAAUAGCCUUCCAGUGUGUGACGUGACAGUGCUGUCCACACUGUCUCAGUGCUGGGGACGCCCACGCAGGUCGGUCGAUGCAAAGCAGCGGUGACGGCCACAGGUGUCUGACACAGAAAGACUUGCAGGAAAGCGCCAUUCAUUUACUAUACGAGAAUGGAUCUGCUCCCGGCCCAGGAAGCGGCCAAAAUCUACCACACCAACUACGUGAGAAACUCCCGGGCCAUAGGAGUCAUGUGGGCUGUGUUCACCAUCUGCUUCGUCAUCAUCACGGUGGUGGUCUUCAUUCAGCCUUUCUGGAUCGGGGACAGCGUCAACACCCCCCAGGCUGGAUACUUCGGUCUCUUCCACUACUGCAUCGGCAACGCCCUCACAACGGAGCUCAUCUGCAGGGGAAGCCUGCUGGACUUCGGUUCCAUCCCGUCUCCGGCCUUCCGCACGGCCAUGUUCUUCGUGGGCACGUCCAUGCUACUGAUAGUGGGCACCAUGGUAUGUUUCAGCCUCUUCUUCUUCUGCAACGCCGGCAGUGUCUACAAGAUCUGUGCCUGGAUGCAGCUGGCCGCGGGUGUUUUGAUGGUGAUGGGCUGUAUGAUCUACCCGGAUGGCUGGGACGCCCCGGAGGUGAAGCAGAUGUGUGGCCAGAGGACUGAUAAGUACAGUCUCGGGGACUGCACGGUGCGCUGGGCCUACAUCCUGGCCAUCAUCAGCAUCCUGGAUGCUCUACUCUUAGCCUUUCUGUCCUUCACUCUUGGUAACCGCCAGGACAAACUGCUGCCAGAAGACUUUGAGCUGGAAGGGGCAGAAAACCCCUAAAGAGAACAAGCCUCAAGCAGCAGGACGUGGAUGAUGCUUCACAGAACAUUCCAUUGUUACCACCGAAUAUCCAAACAAAGUAAUGUUAGGUUUUCCUUAAGCAGAAUGCAAGCGUGCAAUUUAAGAUCCUUCACACGCAAAACUGACAACAGCCUAGAAGCAAACUGGACACAGUGACUUGUUCAGUAUGCAACAUCUAUUUUAUUCUAGAACGUGUUGACAUUUCAAUCACACGUCUACUACUUUUGGGCUACACUGACAUGACCAGUUCUUCACUCUCCCUGUAGUGUUUUCAACGGGGAUGUUGGUGACACCAAGCUAAACCACAAACGAAGACCCUGGAGUUCCACUGGAAAGUUUAAUUGUCUUCUUUUACAGAUAUGUCAGCAUACCUCAUCAUCAUCAACUCAACACUUUUCCUGUAGUUGAUACAAACAUUAACCCUGGGCUCAUACUGAAUCCGUUGCGGCCGCCAGAAGCAUUCCGCAAGAUUGAAAUUCCAUUCCGACUUUUUUUUUUCAGAUGCCGGAGCACUCUCAUAUCAUAUAUCGCCAUCAUAUCACUACAAGAAAUUGAUAAUAUAUAGGAUAGGAUUUGGAUAUUGUACCCUCAGAGAAAAAACAACAAUAUGAAGUCAUGAAAUACUAUUUAAUAAUAAUAAACAGAAAAAAGGCAGGUUUUUAUACUCAUUGUAUGACGUCAAAAGACACCAAAAAAGACAGAUUGACAGAUUUUUGAUAUAG